Rhincodon typus (whale shark) is the source of this 1455-nucleotide messenger RNA. RefSeq names its product nuclear VCP like. Gene Ontology annotation, molecular function: ATP binding; ATP hydrolysis activity. Bases 1 to 1233 code for a protein of 410 amino acids. NCBI's taxonomy places the organism in Eukaryota, Metazoa, Chordata, Chondrichthyes, Orectolobiformes, Rhincodontidae. The transcript has 8 exons. The record is from RefSeq and is a predicted model, not a curated record.
AUGGAGACGGAGAAACUGGGAGAAUGGAAUGGAGUCUUCACAGGAAGCAGGAAGAAUAGACCAGAUAACUGUGUGAGUUGGUUUGCAGUGGAUAUUGGUGGCCAGCCUGUCCUCAGAAAUGGAAACAAAUGUCCAGGAAGAGAGGAAUCAGAGAUGGACCAGGUGAAGGCUGUGUGUCAGCUGCUGAUUCACAUGAGGCACCCCGAGGUGUACCAGCAGCUGGGUGUGGUACCGCCCCGAGGAUUCCUGUUACAUGGACCCCCAGGCUGUGGGAAGACACUUUUGGCACAAGCUGUUGCUGGGGAGCUGGAGCUGCCCAUGUUGAAAGUUGCUGCGACUGAGAUUGUGUCUGGAGUUUCUGGAGAGUCUGAGCAGAAACUGCGAGAGCUUUUUGAAGAAGCUGUGCUGCAGGCUCCCUGCAUCGUUUUCAUUGAUGAGAUUGAUGCCAUUUCUCCCAAACGGGAAGUGGCUUCCAAGGAUAUGGAACGUCGGAUUGUGGCUCAGCUGCUGACCUGCAUGGAUGAUCUGAAUAACCUGGCAAGCACCACACAAGUCCUGGUUAUAGGUGCGACCAACAGGCCAGACUCAUUGGACCCUGCACUGCGAAGGGCUGGGCGCUUUGACCGGGAGAUUUGCCUGGGAAUUCCAAGUGAGGGUGCCCGUGAACAGAUUUUGAGGACUUUGUGUCGAACACUGAAACUGCCAGAAUCGUUUGAUUUCCACCAGCUUGCCCGCCUGACUCCUGGUUAUGUGGGCGCUGACUUGAUGGCUCUGUGUCGGGAGGCAGCCAUGAAUGCUGUUAACCGCAUUCUGAUCCAGCAACAGGAAGAGAACAGACAACGGAAUACUUCAGAGCCACAUGGCACCUCGAAACAACAGAAACAAACAGAGCUGGAUGAGUUUGAGAGGUUGCGUACAUUGCUGAAGGAUCCAUCGCCUGUCUCUGAUGAGGAGCUGCAGAAGCUCCAUAUGGAGAUGGCAGAUUUCACUGAUUCGGUGUCGGCAGUACAACCCUCAGCGAAGCGGGAAGGAUUUGCCACUGUGCCCGAUGUGACGUGGGCUGAUAUUGGAGCUCUACAAGAAAUCCGUGAGGAGCUGUCCAUGGCUAUUCUGGCUCCGAUCCGACACCCAGAACAUUUCCAGCUUCUUGGACUGUCCAGCCCAGCUGGUGUGCUAUUGGCUGGACCUCCAGGCUGCGGGAAAACGCUCUUGGCCAAGGUAAGUGUCCUGUAAGCAACCCCCCAACACCACCACCUCCCAGUCAACCCUGUUCCCUGCCAAGUGCAGUGACGCAUUCAGGAGUAUUGGUCAGGAGUUCACAUUCUUUCAAUGAAUAUUGUGAAAUAAGUUUAAAUCAAUCUGUUCAUGUGGAGGCAAACAUUCUGGAAACUGCUGGAAUAUUAGGAAAACCAAGAACGUAGUCCCAAAUCCUUUUUGUCUGCCACUCUCAUACUU